GCGCUUCAUCCUCUCCUAAAAAAAUCACAAUUAAUUUUGCGCACAUGCACCUGACACACAACUGAAACUCCUAUCUUAUCGAACACCAAACAAAACAAAGGCGGUACUAGGUACUGAUAAGCGUGAAAAAUUCCAGUCAAGUACAAAAUGUCUUUUCGUUUGGCCAUCCUCCUGCUACCCCUCGCGGUGGCUUUUGGUGAAGACAUCUGUCAAACCUGUAGUUGCAAAGCAAAAGCCAACGCCCAGAUCUACACAAUAAACUGUGCCAACAAAAGCCUAGACCACACUCUAACAACCUGGCCGCCCCAAAACAACACAAUAAUCGCAAACUUCGCCGGCAACAACCUAAGGACACUUGAGCCGCUUCCACCAACAAAUGCCAGUGUUGAGAUAAUCUUGUCACGGUGUAACAUCAAAUACCUACAAGCCGCACUAUUUGCCGCUGCGCCAAACGUCAAAUUCGUUGAUCUUAGUUACAAUCAAUUGCCAGCCGAAGAAAUAGCCUCGGAAAAGUUUAGGGGACCGAUCAACAACACCGAGUAUCGGCCAAUCGCCGUCGAAAACCUAAACCUGGCCUACAAUCAGAUCCACAGCCUGGGCAUGAACGUUUUCGAACAUAUGCCCAACUUGAAAAUACUUAAUUUGGAAGGUAACGACUUUACCAUGUUGGAUAUACACACACAACUGGCAUUGACGUCGGUUAGGCAACUGCAGAGUCUCAACCUGGCCAAUAACGAAUUAACUGAAAUGAUCGCCGGUGCCAUUCAGACUCACAAAAACUUAACCGAGCUGAAUUUAUCGAACAAUUUGCUUGAUUUCGUCCCGUCUAGUUUAGCCCAGAUUGGUCAAAGUCUGCAAAUACUCAACCUGGACAAUAACCCGAUCAUUGAAUUGACAUCUGAGUCGUUUCUAGGCCUCGGAAAUAUAAUCGAACUGUCGGCUAACAAUUUAACAAAACUGAAAUACGUCAAUGCUAACACUUUUGCCUCCAUGCCGAAACUAAAAAAACUGAGUCUCUCAAACAAUUUCCAUUUGAGGGACAUAGACCGCGAGGCUUUCGCCGCUAACCAAACCCUCGAAGAGUUCUAUUUGAACAACAACGAGCUCUUCAAACUCGACUUUAAGCUACUGCCAUGGUCAAAAUUACACAUUUUUGAAUUCAAAAACAACCCGUUUGAUUGUUCCUGUGACUUGUACAACAUCACCCUGGCGCUGUCCAAAGACAUUAUCCGAUCAGAGGACGGCCCUUAUUGCAUGGACCCUAGAACGGACCGCGAAAUGCAAAUUUUUUACUUGAAAAGUGAUAUCUGCUCAGUCAAGAGCAAACAUGUGACUCGGACUGAGUCCAUCGAGUACCAGUUUUCUGUCGUUAGGAUAAGUUUGAUUGUCUUGAGUGUAAUUUUGAUGAUGAUAGCGUUAGUUGCUGCGGUUUUGGGUGUGAUAAAGUACAGGAGGUACCAGAGGAAUAUGAGCUAUCCGUACGCUACGCAGAUUGCGUAUGAUCCCGUUUCUACAAACUCGUCGAGAUUCUGAGCGCGAGGCGCAGCCGAGUUGUUGAACCAAAUGUCGAAUUUUAUGUCACGACCGACCACCAGACUAGAAUUUUUGUAUUUGAAUUGUAAAGUUAACAAAACGUUUUGCUAAGAAUAAACUGGAAUAAAUUA
This is a messenger RNA of Tribolium castaneum (red flour beetle), 1664 nucleotides long. RefSeq names its product leucine-rich repeat-containing protein 70. Lineage: Eukaryota; Metazoa; Arthropoda; Insecta; Coleoptera; Tenebrionidae. Gene Ontology annotation, molecular function: protein binding. The record is from RefSeq and is a predicted model, not a curated record. Gene Ontology annotation, cellular component: extracellular matrix. Bases 148 to 1533 code for a protein of 461 amino acids. The transcript has 6 exons.